GUUUCAGCGACACCAUAACAUUCGGUCUUGUGAUGUCAAGCUUGAACUAAAUCUCUUUCACAUCUUUUUAAUUGGCAGAUAACCAUGUAUAAAGCGUGAUUAUUGUAAAAGUGCAUGAAAAGAUAGUUCUUUGUUAUUUUGCAUUGGUAUAGGGUGACAUAAUUUUGUUGAAAGAUGGCAGGAUUCGGUGGAGAUGCGUGGCUGACAGACCAUGAUGCCUGUGUUCGUCUGGGUCAAACUAUCAUGGAAAUGCUGAAUGAAAGAGAUGGUCUGCAGAGAAGUGGCUCAAACUACUCAAAGAUUAAUGCAGAAAUCCGGUCUCGUAUCAGGAGGUAUCAGCAGGAUGUUCAACUAUUGGAUCAAAAUCUCAAGAAAGCAUCAAGUUCAUUCCACUUAACACAGAGGGAGGCAGACAGAAGGAGAGCAUUGGUAGAUAACCUGAAGGCCAAAGAGAAAAUGUUACAAAACUCUUUCAAGCAAGAUGUCACAUAUUCAGCACCUGAAAGAACAAGUCUAUUGCCAAGUACAUCGGGCUUUGCUCAGGAUGGCUGGGGAGGAGUAAGUGAAGAAACAAGGAAUCUAUCAGUCAAUGAAUUACAACAAGAACAACAGAGAAUAAUACAGGAACAAGACCAAGGUCUAGAUGACUUGUCAGCAAUCAUCAAUAAACAGAAGAGACUUGGACAAGUCAUAGGACAUGAGGUGGACGAACAUAUCGGUAAGAGAGAUAGAAUGUCAAAAAAACUUGAACAAAACAAAGGGGAAAAAAUGUGAAAAAAACACCCCACUACAUUCACAAUUUCAUUGUGGCAGAAGUGCAACCACCUGUUUGUAAAAAUUGUACUCACCCAUCUAAAAAAUGAUAUUUAUAUCUUGCAAAUUAUUGCUGCCCUAGAAUUUUCCAGAAAAAACUAAAACAUUAUCCCUUGCUGUAGCCUGCAGAGGACUAAUCAUUUUUAUUGAUGUGGUAUUUCUGUUGUACUUGUGAGCAUUUAACUCUCUUGGAAGUUUGAUGGUCUUAAGAUAAAUGAGAAGCUUACACCAAGAACAGCAAUUUUUUUUGUCACAGGUGAAGGGGGGGUAUGUUCGACCCUCUUACAUUGGUAGACCCUAGAAUGCCCCCCCCCCCGAAAUUGAGACUAUAGCAUCGUGAGCAUCAUGCUUAUUGGACUUGAGAGCUAUGUGCAAGUCUAAUAUGGUUCUUAAAUCACAGCCAAAUUUCAGGUUUUUUGCAUUAUGCUUUCAAGUUUUUAUGUCUUAAAACAUGAUUACGAUUUGGUGAUUUCAGAUGUCAUUCUUUUGUGAUGAGAAGGCUCCUCUAUACCUCCCUGUGACAAAUUAGUAUAUCUCAAAACUGUUAAAUUGAAACCUUUGGACAGGCAAUGAAUGGAAAGGUCUGCUGCCCUCUAUUGGCUGUUAGUUGCACUCAUGGAUAGAAUGAGAUGUAGUCAUUGUGGGUGCACUUGUUGUGUGUGAAAAACACUUGUAAAAUUCUCUCUCUCUCCAUUGAAAAAUGGACAAAAUGACAACGAGAGGGUGUACUGCCCUCUAUUGGUGCUACGGGUGUCGUCCUGAGGAGAAUGAGUUGAGAUUAUUUUGAGUGGAACUUGUUUUGUGCGGAAUGCACCUCGCUGACUCCUGACACAGACAUGAGUCAGAGGAGUGUACAUUUGUAUAGGCGUCACGCGCGUAAAACAUUCCCCAUAGACUUGUGUGUUAAAAUGGCACUUUUG
This is a messenger RNA of Lytechinus pictus (painted urchin), 1733 nucleotides long. Its product is annotated as syntaxin-8-like. Lineage: Eukaryota; Metazoa; Echinodermata; Echinoidea; Temnopleuroida; Toxopneustidae. The record is from RefSeq and is a predicted model, not a curated record. Bases 175 to 774 code for a protein of 199 amino acids. The transcript has 6 exons.